Messenger RNA from Bombina bombina (fire-bellied toad), 2146 nucleotides. Its product is annotated as gastrula zinc finger protein XlCGF26.1-like. The coding region runs from base 161 to 1759 and encodes 532 amino acids. The record is from RefSeq and is a predicted model, not a curated record. Gene Ontology annotation, biological process: regulation of transcription by RNA polymerase II. Gene Ontology annotation, molecular function: RNA polymerase II cis-regulatory region sequence-specific DNA binding; DNA-binding transcription factor activity. The transcript has 4 exons. NCBI's taxonomy places the organism in Eukaryota, Metazoa, Chordata, Amphibia, Anura, Bombinatoridae.
AUGACAUUAAUACUGAUGUAGAUGUUAAAACAGAAGAUCUGAGUGUAACGCGUCAGCUGGCAGCUCCAAUGCAGGAAAUGUGUGACAGUGACAAUGCAGAUGAAAAGAUGCUAACAUUUUAUGUAACACAGAACAAACAGAAGAUCAGGGGCUAGCAAAUAUGCCAGAAGCUGCAAAGCAGGAAAUAUGUGACAAUAUAAGUACAGGUGAAAACGAUGCUAAGAUUUCAUGUAACAUGGGACAAACAGAAGAUCAGUGGCUAAGAAAUGUCCAACCAUCAGAGCAGGAAAUUUGUGCCAAUAUAAGUACAGGUGAAUUCACAAACUGCAAUAAUCCUAGCCAUGAUCAGAGUGCAGAUGCUUCUUUACAUCUUCUUCAAAAUCAAAGAAGCCACUUGGGAAAUUUAUGUUCUGAAUGUGGGAAAUGUUUUCUUAAGAAAUCACAUCUUCUUAAACAUCUAAAAAUUUGUACAGGAGAAAAGCCAUGUUCCUGUCCUAUAUGUGGGAAACGUUUUAACUGUAAAAACAUUCUUGUUGCUCAUCAGAAAAUUCAUACAGGAGAAAAAGAAUUUUCAUGUUCUGAUUGUGGGAAAUGCUUUACCCGGAAAUCAAAUCUUAUUCGUCAACAGAAAAUUCAUACAGGGGAGAAAGGAUUUUCAUGUCCUGACUGUAGGAAAUGUUUUAUUUUGAAAUCAAAUCUCAUUACACAUCAGAAAAUUAAUACAGGGGUGAAAGGAUUUUCAUGUUCUGACUGUGGGAAAUGUUUUACUCGGAAAUCAACUCUUCUUAUGCAUCAAAAAAUUCAUACAGGGGAAAAAGGAUUUCCAUGUUCUGACUGUGGAAAAUGUUUUAUCCUGAAAUCAUAUCUUAUUAGGCAUCAGAAAAUUCAUACAGGGGAGAAAGCAUUUUCAUGUUCUGACUGUGGGAAAUGUUUUACUUUUAAAUCAACUCUUAUUAUGCAUCAAAAAAUUCAUACAAGGGAGAAAGCUUUUUCAUGUUCUGACUGUGGGAAAUGUUUUACUCAGAAAUCAAAUCUUCUUACCCAUCAGAAAACGCAUACAGGAGAAAAAGCAUUUUCGUGUUCUGACUGUGGAAAAUGUUUUACUCGGAAAUCAACUCUUCUUAUGCAUCAAAAAAUUCAUACAGGGGAAAUAGGAUUUCCAUGUUCUGACUGUGGAAAAUGUUUUAUCCUAAAAUCACAUCUUAUUAGGCAUCAGAAAAUUCAUACAGGGGAAAAAGGAUUUCCAUGUUCUGACUGUGGAAAAUGUUUUAUCCUAAAAUCACAUCUUACUAGGCAUCAGAAAAUUCAUACAGGGGAGAAGCCAUUUUCAUGUCCUGACUGUGGGAAAUGUUUUACUCUGAAAUCAAAUCUCAUUACACAUCAGAAAAUUCAUACAGGGGAAAAAGGAUUUCCAUGUUCUGACUGUGGAAAAUGUUUUAUCCUAAAAUCACAUCUUACUAGGCAUCAGAAAAUUCAUACAGGGGAGAAGCCAUUUUCAUGUCCUGACUGUGGGAAAUGUUUUACUCGUAAAUCAAAUCUCAUUACACAUCAGAAAAUUCAUACAGGGGUGAAAGGAUUUUCAUGUUCUGACUGUGGAAAAUGUUUUACUCAGAAAUCAACUCUUCUUAUUCAUCAAAAAAUUCAUACAGGGGAAAAAGGAUUUCCAUGUUCUGACUGUGGAAAAUGUUUUAUCCUGAAUUCAUAUCUUAUGAGGCAUCAGAAAAUUCAUAUUAAAAGAAAUCAGAGUUUAACCUCCUAAGUUCAGAGGAAUAAUAUGGUAGUUGUCACCCACACAUGACUGCAUGUGACCCCAGGGGGGAUUUGAUUUAAAAAUUAUGAUUUAAAUCACUAGUCCGUAAGAUUUAAAUCAUGGUUUUCAUUUUUAGAAUAAGUUUUCAAAUUAUUUGUUUAUAGUUAUACCAGGAUAUUACUAAAUUGGUUAUAUAUCAUUAGAUAUGCAUAGAUAGAUCAUUGAAAUGAAUAAAAUUAUUUGGAGGUGAAUUUUCUCCAGUUUAAUUGGUUAAUCAUUCACAUUUGAUCAACUUUUCACGUGUACUUUAUUGGAAGGAGAAAAAUGAUUACAUUAAUAAUAAUAAUAUUAGAAAUAAUGUUGUUUUAGUAAAAUAAAACUAUUUUUCAUUUUUAA